UUCACCCCUACGGAAAGGUCAACUUUGCGGCUGACCGCAGUGAGUUUUUAAAGACCACACAAUUGCUCAAGAAAACACUGGAGCGGUUCAAGCAUGUGGGGACACUGACUUCCAACCCAACAAAGCUAUUAGUGGCCUUAAAGGAUAAAGCCGCGGCCGAAAGCUCGCUUGAGCGACUCAAAGCAGCGGUGACCAAAUGCAAAUCACUCAUAGACGAAGGGAAGGGCAGGCUCACUGUGUUCACGAGCAAAGAGAUUCUCAGUCGGCUACAGGCUAUUUCUAAGACUUACAGACUACAAUACCACGAGGAUGACUCCGCCCCACCCAUCACCACUGUGUUUAUAAACACGGACAUGUUCUACGUGGAAAUCGAGAUCGAGAGCACAGGGGCUGACAUAGCCACCGUUACCAAGGUUACCAUCGCUCAUACUGCGGAGGAAAUAGAGACGCCACAAGUCAACCAGACCUUGACUAGCGCCUUGAGGAGAGGCGACUUCACGGCCCUAUCGAAGCGUCUAGGUGAGCUGGCGGCGUUCUAUGAUGUGUGUGAUGAAGAUGACUCCAAGCAAUCGCUGCUAGGCGUUUGGAGGGCUUUCCGAACCGACAUCAAGCUGAUAUGCGAUACAGAACAGGCAGCUUACACCAAAAACAAGAGUGCUGUAACGCCAAGUGAACGCAUACGUAGUGGCCACGGUGUGCUCAAAGGGUUGAGUGACGACGAGCAGUUAAUUGACCUCUCGUACUUUGUGGAGCCUAGAGAGGUAGCCAGGGUACAGUGCGUGUUGGAUUCGAAUCGGAUAUCAGGCUCAG
This is a messenger RNA of Sphaeroforma arctica JP610, 810 nucleotides long. RefSeq lists its product as hypothetical. Gene Ontology annotation, biological process: regulation of transcription by RNA polymerase II. The transcript has 5 exons. The record is from RefSeq and is a predicted model, not a curated record. NCBI's taxonomy places the organism in Eukaryota, Ichthyosporea, Ichthyophonida. The annotation marks the transcript as partial. Gene Ontology annotation, molecular function: transcription coregulator activity. Gene Ontology annotation, cellular component: mediator complex.